Lichtheimia ornata is the source of this 597-nucleotide messenger RNA. RefSeq lists its product as uncharacterized. Lineage: Eukaryota; Fungi; Mucoromycota; Mucoromycetes; Mucorales; Lichtheimiaceae. The record is from RefSeq and is a predicted model, not a curated record. The coding region runs from base 1 to 597 and encodes 198 amino acids. Gene Ontology annotation, cellular component: EMC complex. The transcript is spliced from 4 exons.
AUGACCAUUCAAGUCGGCCCACGUGCAUUCGCUCUUCCCUUAUUACAUGCAGCAAAGCAUCCUGAAGCUCUUGUUUGUGGUGUCUUGCUUGGCCAAGUCCAUGCGGACGGCUCACUUGACGUCAAGACCGGCAUUCCCUUCUUCCACCAUUGGACCUCCAUGAGCCCCAUGCUUGAGAUUGCCCUUCAACAGGCGGAAUUGGCAGCCAAGCAACUCGAUCUCAAAGUUAUCGGUUGGUAUCAAGCAAACGCACGCAACAAAGAUAAUGCUCUUCACGAGAACGCCGUACGCGUCGCCAACGUCAUAAAAAAGAAUUCUGGAGAUGCUAUUGUAUUCAUGGUGAACAAUGAUAAGAUGGGACAAUUGCAUGAUAUCAAGGAUGGCAGUGUCAUUUCGCCGUAUAUUUUUCGAGAGAACCAAUGGAGAGGCGUCAAGCAAGCUUUUUCCAAGGAUAGCGAAGUGGUGCUCAGCUAUGAAGAAACCUAUCCAAAAGUACGCGGCAUGUUUAGCUCGGGAUCAUAUAACCGCCUUGUCGAUUUCGAUGAACACCUUGAGGAUGUAUCAUUAUCAUGGUUAGAAUACUGUCAAUCAACUUAA